Hibiscus syriacus is the source of this 2350-nucleotide messenger RNA. RefSeq lists its product as uncharacterized. The transcript has 3 exons. The record is from RefSeq and is a predicted model, not a curated record. Bases 38 to 2350 code for a protein of 770 amino acids. NCBI's taxonomy places the organism in Eukaryota, Viridiplantae, Streptophyta, Magnoliopsida, Malvales, Malvaceae.
UUUUACAUCAAUUUCUUCAUUUUCUAUCUUCUUUGAGAUGGAUUCCCAACUUUCCAGCAACUGUGAUCACCGUUCGUGUAAAUAUCUUGACAAGGUUGAAGGGAAAUGUUGUGCAGAAUGUGGAGGGAAGAUCUCGGUCUCGGAUGGUGCCUUUGCUUGUCAAGGCUGCAACGGUUGCCUGCACAAAUCAUGCGCUGUUAAGGAGCCUCGUCGUGAUCUGUCUCAUGAGAUUACGCACCCCCUCCACCUGCGGCACCGACUUCAACUCGAAUGGAGUGGUUUGGAUUUCAUUUGUGAUAAAUGUUUGUAUAUAUCUGCUGGGUACGGAUACAGAUACAGAUGUGCUUCCUGCGAUUUCAGUCUUGAUUUCGCCUGUGGUUCUCCGGCCAGUGGUGAGCUUCCUAAAGAUGAAGAGCCGCUGAGGUUUAAAGAUGGGAUGAAGAAGACAAUCCAGCAUUACAGCCAUACCCACAAGCUGAGCGUCUUCAAAUAUAGGAAGAUACACAAAGAAGACUUGGAUUGUUUCUGGUGUGAAAAACAUCUAUCGGGAGUGUGCCAUGGUUGUCCACGGUGCAAGUUCCAUCUUCAUCCCGGAUGCAGUGAUAAGAUACCAAGGACACGUACUCAUCCAUUUCAUCCUAGGCACCCUCUUCGCUUAAGCUAUCUCGAUUUUCAUGGGGGGCACUGCAAUGCUUGUAAUAGUUAUGUUCAUAGUUAUAACACUUGCUAUAAGUGCGAGAAGUGCAGCUUCUGUCUUGACAUGAACUGUGCUAAACUCUUGCCCACCCUAAAACUUGCCUGCCACUUUCACCGUCUCGCUUACUUCAGAGAUACUUCUAGGUUGAACUGCCGCGCCUGUGGCCUGGUUUGCGGUGGUAUUUAUAGUAUUUGUCGUUGUGUGCAAUGCGAUGUUAGUUUCCAUCCAAAAUGUGUUUUACCAUCAGAAGCUAAAUCAAAGUAUCAUAGGCAUCCACUUAUCCUAACAGAACCGGUCAAAGAAGAUGAUUCUGAUGAAUUUUGUUGUGAUGCUUGCGAGAAGGAAAGAGAUCCGAAGCAUCCUGUGUAUUACUGUCAAAGUUGCACAUUUGUGGCUCAUAUUCAAUGUCUACUCCCUCAUGAUGAUAAUGAGGAUCAAAUUACAUCCUCCAUGGAAAACGAGGAAGCUUUGUCUGAGAAGGAAAUGGAGCAGAAUGAAGGGACUAAUGGCAUCCACACUCUGUUUAAACCUAUCAUCCACCAACAUGAAAUGUACGAGGUAACCGAGGAGUUGAAAGGCAAAAAAUAUUGUCGAGCUUGUCGUCUGGAACUUAAUGGUCCUAGCUACUUCUGUAAAAAAUGUAGAGGUGGCUUUUACCUGCAUGAAAAAUGCACUAAAUUGCCAUUCGAGAUACCACACCCUUUUCAUUCUAGCCAUCCUCUUUACCUCUCAUCUCUCCUUCAAAUAUGGGGAAGUGGAUUCAUUACAUGUGAUGAGUGUAAAGACAUUUGUCGUGGCUUCAUAUAUUUGUGCGAGCAGUGUGAUUUCAAGCUUGAUGUGAAAUGCGCUGCUUUAACAUCUCAUAAAACUAGGGUUUCACAAGAAAAGAAGAUGGAUAGAGUAGCCGAGUUGCAGCAUUUCAGCCACGAACAUAAUCUUGUCCUUGGCUACUGCAACGACCCUAUAGAAAGAACAAAAUGCGCAAUUUGUGAACUGCCAAUCUUAGGUCCAGCUUAUUUUUGCCCCAACCAAAAUUCCUCUUAUAUUCUUCAUGAGUCUUGCCUUAGGCUACCACAAAAGAUUCAAGUCCCAUUUCAUCUAAAACACAUGUUGGUUAUCCAAAAAUCUCGCAAGUACUCAGACACACCAUGUUAUGCUUGCCCUUUGAGCAUAGAAUCAUAUAACUUUGCAUAUAAUUGUGAAGAUUGUCAACUUGACCUCCAUCCUAUAUGUGCUAAUUACUUAAAGAGACCCUUGAAAUGUGAGUCCCACUUAGAUGAUCUUUAUUAUUUUGGGACAGAUUUUCAAUUACUCUGUGCGAACUCCAGACCAUCAUGGGAAACCCAUUUUUCUUGUUAUAAAUGUGAAAAUAUCUGUAAAGGAGAGCCCUUUUAUCGUUGUCUACAGUGUUCCAUCAAUUUUCAUUUGAAAUGUGUUCCCAUACCAGACAUUGUUCAAUCCAAAUAUCAUCGUCAUCCUUUGACCUUGAAAGAUUCUUUUGUUGAAGAUGAUUCUGGAAAGUAUUAUUGUGAUUUUUGCGAGGAAGAAAGAAACUCAAAAGAUCAUGUAUAUUAUUGUAAAGAAUGUAACGGCCAGACCAUUGCUCACAUAGAAUGUGUUAUCAUUAGAGAAGUAAGUAAAUUACAUCUAUGA